UUUUUUUUUUUUUUUUACAUCUACAAACCCUUUGUGUAUGAAGUUUUUUAACUUAGACUGGAAAGAUUUUAGACUGGAAAGUUUCCACAACAAAGGAUAAGCGGUAUAGAAGAUGGAUGGAUGGAUGAAUGGAUGGAUGGAUGAAUGAAUGGAUGGAUGGAUGAAUGGAUGGAUGGAUGGAUUGUUGCCCUCUCCAAGAUGGCGGCGACGUUGCCGAUUCUGGUAGAAUCAAAGGAGUCUGCGCAGGAGUUACGCGCUAUAAUUACGCAGGCCGGGACGCUCCCCCAGAUUCUCCAUGCUCUACGCCAGGAGCGUACGUGUCGUGUUGUACGUAGCCAUAUGCACACAGGGGGAGUGAGAGGAGCAUGAAUGGAGCAAAAUGGCGGAUCAUGUGCAGAGCCUAGCCCAGCUAGAGAUCCUGUGUAAGCAGCUGUACGAGACGACGGACACGAGCACGCGACUGCAGGCCGAGAAAGCGCUCGUGGAGUUCACCAACAGUCCAGAGUGUCUGAGCAAAUGCCAGCUGCUGCUGGAGAGAGGCAGCUCGUCUUAUUCUCAGCUGCUCGCAGCCACGUGCCUCUCCAAGUUGGUGUCUCGCACAAGCAACCCUCUGCCACUGGAACAGCGAAUCGACAUCCGUAAUUACGUGCUGAACUACCUGGCGACGCGGCCGAAGCUCGCCGCGUUUGUCACUCAGGCUCUGAUUCAGCUCUACGCCCGAAUCACUAAACUCGGCUGGUUCGACUGUCAGAAGGAGGAUUACGUCUUCAGGAAUGUCAUCGUGGACGUCACAAGAUUCCUGCAGGACAGUGUUGAACACUGCAUCAUCGGAGUCACGAUUCUUUCCCAGUUAACCAAUGAGAUUAACCAAGUAAGUUCCUCCGCCAUCUUCCAUGAUGCCGAUACGACGCAUCCGCUUACAAAACACAGGAAGAUUGCGUCAUCGUUCAGAGACUCUUCUCUGUUUGACAUCUUCACACUCUCCUGUAAUCUCCUCAAACAGGCGUCAGGAAAGAACUUGAACCUGAACGAUGAAGGCCAGCACGGUUUGCUAAUGCAGCUCCUGAAGCUUGCGCACAACUGCCUCAACUUCGAUUUCAUCGGCACGUCCACAGACGAGUCCUCAGACGACCUGUGCACCGUCCAGAUUCCCACCAGCUGGAGAUCAGCCUUUCUGGACUCGUCGACGCUGCAGCUGUUUUUCGAUCUCUACCAUUCCAUCCCUCCAUCCCUCUCUCCCCUGGUUUUAUCGUGCUUAGUUCAGAUCGCGUCGGUCCGGCGUUCACUGUUCAACAACGCUGAGCGAGCAAAAUUCCUUUCUCAUCUAGUCGAUGGCGUUAAGAGGAUAUUGGAGAACCCACAGAGUUUAUCGGACCCAAAUAAUUACCAUGAGUUUUGCCGCUUGCUGGCCCGACUGAAGAGUAACUAUCAGCUCGGCGAGUUGGUGAAAGUGGAGAAUUAUCCAGAAGUUAUCAGACUUAUUGCGAACUUCACUGUCACCAGCUUGCAGCACUGGGAGUUUGCGCCCAACAGUGUUCACUACCUGUUGAGUCUGUGGCAGCGUUUAGCCGCGUCCGUGCCCUACGUUAAAGCCACAGAGCCUCACAUGCUCGAGACGUUCACACCCGAAGUGACCAAAGCUUACAUCACAUCCCGUCUGGAGUCCGUGCACAUCAUCCUGAGGGAUGGGAUGGAGGACCCUCUGGAUGACGCCGGUUUGGUGCAGCAGCAGCUGGAUCAGCUCUCCACCAUUGGCCGCUGCGAGUACGAGAAAACUUGUGCCCUGCUCGUCCAACUUUUCGACCAAUCAGCUCAGUCCUACCAAGAGCUCCUCCAAUCAAACUCCAGCACCAUUGACGCUGCCGUGCAGGAAGGUCGUUUAACGUGGUUGGUGUACAUUAUCGGAGCCGUUAUCGGGGGCAGAGUUUCCUUCGCCAGCACAGACGAGCAGGACGCCAUGGACGGAGAACUUGUGUGCCGCGUUUUGCAGCUGAUGAACCUGACAGAUUCUCGGCUCGCGCAGGCUGGGAAUGAGAAACUGGAGCUCGCCAUGCUCAGCUUUUUCGAACAAUUCCGCAAAAUUUACAUUGGAGACCAGGUGCAAAAAUCCUCCAAGCUGUACCGGCGGCUUUCAGAGGUGCUGGGACUCAACGAUGAGACGAUGGUGCUCAGUGUGUUUAUCGGCAAAAUAAUCACUAAUCUGAAGUACUGGGGACAGUGCGAACCAAUCACAUCCAAAACACUACAGCUUCUCAACGAUCUCUCCAUCGGGUAUAGCAGUGUGAGGAAACUGGUGAAGCUCAGCGCCGUCCAGUUCAUGCUCAACAACCACACGAGUGAACACUUCUCCUUCCUGGGUGUGAACAAUCAGUCCAAUCUGAGUGAUAUGAGAUGCAGGACCACAUUUUACACAGCAUUAGGACGCCUGCUCAUGGUCGAUCUAGGUGAGGAUGAGGACCAGUUCGAGCAGUUUAUGCUUCCUCUGACUGGCGCGUUUGAAGCCGUCGCACAGAUGUUCAGCACAAACACUUUCAACGAGCAGGAAGCCAAGAGAACAUUGGUGGGUUUGGUGAGGGAUUUGAGAGGCAUCGCCUUUGCCUUUAAUGCCAAAACCAGCUUUAUGAUGCUCUUUGACUGGAUCUACCCAUCGUAUAUCCCAAUCCUACAGCGAGCUAUAGAGCUGUGGUAUCACGUUCCAGCCUGCACAACACCUGUGCUCAAACUCAUGGCUGAGCUCGUACAUAACAGGUCUCAGAGGUUACAGUUCGACGUGUCCUCGCCAAAUGGCAUCCUGCUGUUCCGAGAAACGAGCAAGAUGAUCACGACAUACGGCAACCGUAUACUGACUCUAGGUGAAGUGCCGAAGGAACAGGUGUAUGCGCUGAAGCUGAAAGGAAUUUCCAUCUGCUUCUCCAUGCUGAAAGCCGUACUCAGUGGAAACUACGUCAACUUUGGCGUUUUCCGUCUCUACGGCGACGAUGCACUCGAUAACGCACUCCAAACCUUCAUUAAACUGCUGCUGUCCAUCCCACACAGCGACCUACUGGACUAUCCAAAGCUCAGUCAGUCAUAUUACUCUCUGCUGGAGGUGCUGACACAGGAUCAUAUGAACUUUAUCGCCAGCCUCGAACCUCACGUUGUCCUGUACAUUCUGUCAUCCAUUUCAGAAGGACUCACAGCUCUUGAUACAAUGGUGUGUACAGGCUGCUGUUCGAGUCUCGAUCACAUAGUGACGUAUUUGUUCAAGCAGCUGUCGCGCAGCACCAAAAAGAGAGCGGCUCCCAUGACUCAGGAGAGCGACCGCUUCUUCCACAUCAUGCAGCAGCACCCAGAGAUGAUCCAGCAGAUGCUCUCCACUGUACUGAAUAUCAUCAUUUUUGAAGACUGCAGGAAUCAGUGGUCCAUGUCCCGGCCUCUGCUCGGUCUCAUCUUACUAAACGAGAAGUAUUUUGCAGAUUUAAGAAACAGCAUUGUGAACAGUCAGCCUCCAGAGAAACAGCAGGCCAUGCACUUAUGCUUUGAAAAUCUAAUGGAGGGUAUCGAGCGCAACUUACUUACUAAAAACCGUGACAGGUUCACGCAGAAUCUUUCAGUCUUUAGGAGAGAAGUGAACGACUCCAUGAAGAAUUCCACGUAUGGUGUCAACAGCAACGACAUGAUGAGCUGACAUUCCACUCUGCUGCAGGCUCCGCCCACUCAACUAGACCCCACCUCUGGAGCCCACAGGCCCCUUCCUCUCUUCCCCCCACACACUCCACUCUUCCUUCCUCCCUUUUUAUAUAUACACAUAUAAAUAUAUACAUAUUUUAAAGCCAGUUUCCAGAACCCAUGAGCGUGAGGAACGGUGUGUAUCGGGGAUGUGGAGGGGGGUGUGUGUGUGUGUGUGUGUGUGUGUGUGUGUGUGGAUCGGAACAGGGUUGGGUUGGUGUGUGUGUGUGUGUGUGUGUGUGUGUGUGUGUGUGUGUCUGAGAGAGAGAGAGAGAGAGAAAGUAGUGUAUUAAAUGCUAUGAUAUGGAGUAGAUUGGCAUCAGCUCGUGUUUAGAGUGUGUGGUGUGGUGUUUUCAGCUAUGUGGGGUGGGAAAACGUGUGGGGGUGUGUGAGAGAGUGUGUGUGUGAGUGAGGGGGAAGGGGGCGAGCUGCUCUGCUUCUGCCUGCCUUGUAUAGAAACACGCAAGAGGAGACAAAGUGUACAUUUUUUGUCAUAACAAUUUUUGAUGAUGUUUAUAAUGAUUACAAAAUUAAGGACAAAAAACAUAAAAUACAAAAAUGUGUGAUUGGGUAAAAACCAGAUCUUUUUACAGUGUAGUUAGUGCAGCUGUGCUGAAAGUGUGGCUUGUCUGUGUGGAGAGACAGAAUGACUGAAGGAUUGGAUCUGUCUUUGUGUUGAGAAUUAGGGGAUUUACAGGUUUUAAAUGGUGUACAUUUUCCUCAAAAUGAACCUGAAGAAGGAGCAAAAACGCGCCGGAGACUGUAAAUAAAUAUUUUUGACGUGCAGCAAUGCCUGUUCAUGGCCACAAGGGGGCACUUGUGUGGCAAAUCAGUUCGCUAAGGCAAUGUAUUUCAAUAACAGUUCUUAAAACAAUCUAUUGAGUUUGUGACAUCUUUAUUUAAGGUCUGCGUACUGCUUUUAGCCACCCGUGUUGAGUUCCCCUGCUGACUCAGAAGUGUGUUGUUGAUAUUUUUCAGUACUUGACUUGAGCAGCCGAAUUCCAUUAGAGAAAUAUCCAUUUCAUUCCCACUUUGUCAUCCUUGUCCUUAUUAGCUAGCAGGGUAAAUUUCAGAUAUUGUGUGAGGAAUAAAAAUGAAUUUGAACAUGGACAAUCAAAUGUUCGCAUUAUUUCUGAAAUGUUUAUUACUCCUGUAUACGCUUAUAAACAAUUUCAUCACUCAGUUAUUAAAAAAGGGAUCCAGUCAGAUUGAAAUUCCUUCUGAACUCUCCAGUAAAUUUGAUCCCCCAUCUAAGAAGCUAUUGUUUCUGUUGGAGCGGGACUCAACCCAGGGGAAGUCAACAAGGGCGUCUUAAAAACAAGAAUGAGACGUAGGGCGAGAUUUGGCCAUCCGAUUCUUUAUCUAAGGUCUUUUGAGGACUGUAAAAUACAAAAUGAAUCAUGAUUGUAGAGGAAUUAGAUCAGCCUGCACUUUGUGUUCUCACAAAAUCAUUUUAAAUUUUUUUUUUUAUUUAAUUUUUUUUUUAUAUAUAAUAAACACAGACUGGUGCCCUCUUACAGGUUGCAACUGUCUUCUUAAAAAAAAAAAAAAAAACGCAACUUGGUACUAAACAUUGAUAAAGCAAGAGCUGAUCACACUUGCCAGUUUGCCUCUAGCUUGCCCCUCACCCCUCUUUAAAAUUUUUUCCCCCUCUGAAGAAUUCCAGUUGUUUUUUUUACGCGGCAAAGAGAUAAUGGUAAUGAUAAUGUCAAAAAUAUGGUAGAUUUACAAAAACAGAACCAGAAUGGAAUAUUUUAGCAACUUGUGCUACUUCUCAACAUGCUGCUGCUAACUGUUUGUGAAGAACUAGCUCAUCUCUUUAACAAUGUCCAACACUCAUUUAAGUUUCGUUCUUUUUCUUUUUUUUUUGUUCCCUGAUGUGAAUGUGUCUCUGUUUGACAACUGUGUGUGUGUGUAUGUGUGUGUGUGUGUGUGUGGAGUCAUUUGAGUGAUAAGGUAGCUGGUUGAAAUGUUUGGAUGUCUGCUACAUAUAGUGUAAGCAUUGUGACUGCAAAAUAAACGUCAAUGGUUUGUA
Ictalurus furcatus (blue catfish) is the source of this 5743-nucleotide messenger RNA. RefSeq names its product exportin 7 (gene xpo7). The record is from RefSeq and is a predicted model, not a curated record. Gene Ontology annotation, biological process: protein export from nucleus. Bases 380 to 3667 code for a protein of 1095 amino acids. Gene Ontology annotation, molecular function: nuclear export signal receptor activity; small GTPase binding. The transcript is spliced from 28 exons. Lineage: Eukaryota; Metazoa; Chordata; Actinopteri; Siluriformes; Ictaluridae. Gene Ontology annotation, cellular component: cytoplasm; nuclear pore.